Megalobrama amblycephala (Wuchang bream) is the source of this 4400-nucleotide messenger RNA. RefSeq lists its product as uncharacterized. Bases 126 to 4100 code for a protein of 1324 amino acids. The transcript is spliced from 5 exons. The record is from RefSeq and is a predicted model, not a curated record. Gene Ontology annotation, molecular function: GTP binding. NCBI's taxonomy places the organism in Eukaryota, Metazoa, Chordata, Actinopteri, Cypriniformes, Xenocyprididae.
UGGGGAAGAGUGUGUCAGAAAACAGUUUAGUGGGAAACUUCCUGUUGGGACGAGCAGCGUUUGACAGUGAAGCUCCUCCAGAUGUUGUAGAGAGAGUCAGAGGAAGAUUGAAGGACAGACAUGUGAUGGUCAUCAACAGUCCUCAGCUGCUCCAGACAAACAUCUCAGAUCAUCAGAUCACACAGAAAGUGAGAGAGUGUGUGUCUCUGUCUGAUCCAGGACCUCAUGUGAUCGUUCUGCUCCUCAAACAUGAUCAGUGUUCAGCAGAAGAUCAGGAGUGUGUGGAGAAGGUGCUGGACUCUUUCUCUGAGCAGGUUUAUCAACACACCAUGGUGCUCACCACACAAGAGCCCACUGAAACCAAUGACAUCCUACAGAAGAUCAUUCAGAAAUGCUUCAACAGACACUUCAGUCUUCAGAGAAGCAGCUCUCCUGAUGAUCUUCUGCAGAUGUUUGAGGACAUUGUGAAAAUGAAUGAUGGACGACACCUGGUUUGUGCUGAAGGUUCACAGUAUUUCACAAUGAAGAAACAAGCCACAGAAAGACUUUCAGAGGGUGUGAAGCUGAAUCUGGUUGUGUGUGGGAGUGAUGGUACAUUAAGAUCCUCCAUAUCAGAGCUGAUCCUGCAGCAGACAGACAGAAGAUCAGACGUGGAGCUUCAUGGAUGUCAGAUCAGUCUGGUGGAGCUUCCAGCUCUGUUUAACACUCGUCUCUCAGAGGAGGAAGUGAUGCAUCAGACUCUCCACUGUGUGUCUCUCUGUGAUCCUGGAGUUCAUGUUUUCCUCCUCAUUAUUCAUGAUGCUCCACUCAAUAAUGAAGAUAAAGCAGAAAUGGAGGAGAUCCAGAGGAUCUUCAGCUCCAGAAUCAACAAACACAUGAUGAUCCUCAUAAUGCAGAGUUCAGAGCAUCAGACAGCAGAACUUAAUGACGAAACACAGUCUGUCAUUGAGAGAUUUGGAGGACGACAUCAUUUCUUUGGUCCCAACACACAAGUGUCCACAUUGAUGGAGAACAUUGAGAAGAUGCUGGAAGAAAACAGAGGAGAGUUUUUCUCCACAGAGACAUUUCUGGAGGCACAGAUGAAAAAACUGAUGAAAUCUGAAGAAAUUAAGAAGAAAAUUCAUUCACUGGAGACACAUUUACUGCCACGAGGUUCAGCAGAGAGUGAAGAUGAAGUGAGGAUUGUGCUGCUGGGAAAAAGUGCAACUGGAAACACAAUCUUAAGAAGAGAUGCAUUUACAGCAAAUACAUCUCAAGAGUCUUCAAGAGAACUCAACGGCCGACACGUUACUGUGAUCGACACUCCAGGACUGUUUGAUACUGAACUGAGUAAUGAGGAGAUCCAGAGAGAAAUCAGACACUGCAUCUCCAUGAUCCUGCCUGGACCACAUGUGUUUCUCCUACUGAUUCCUCUGGGACGAUUCACUAAAGAAGAAGCAGCAUCAGUGAAGAUCAUCCAAGAGACGUUCGGUGAGAAAUCUCUAAAUUACACCAUGGUGCUCUUCACCAGAGGAGACGAUCUGAAGAACAACACCAUUGAACAGUGUUUGGGAAAACCUGGAUCUCCUUUGAUGAAUCUGAUUGAAGCGUGUGGAAACAGAUUCCAUGUGUUCAAUAAUAAUCAGACUGGAGACCGAACACAGGUGUCUGAUCUACUGGAGAAGAUUGACAACAUGGUGACAGCGAACGGAGGGAGUUUCUACUCAUGUAAGAUGUUCAGAGAGAUGGAGAGAGAAAAACAAGAACAACAGAUGAAGAUCCUGAUGGACAGAGCCAGAGAAAGAGAAGAAGAGAUGAAGAAACUAGAAGAAGAGAUGAGACAAGAACGAGAGACAUUUAAAAAUGAAAUUGAGCAAGAAAAAGAGAAAGUAAAAACAGAAAAAGAGAAAUUUCAGAUCAAAUUCAACAAAGAAAUAGAAAGACUGAAGAACAGAACAGACAAUGAAAGACAGAAUCAUGAAACAGAGAGAAAGAAAAGGGAACAAGAGAAAGAAGAUCUGAUACUAGAAGAAGAGAAAGAGAGAAUGAAGAUGAUGAUGGAGGAAGAACGACAGAAUCAUGAUGAAGAGAGGAAGAGAAGAGAUGGAGAAUUCAGAGAGAGAGAAGAACGAUAUAAGAGAAUAAUUAAAGACGGAGAGGAAAAAGAGAAUGAAAUGAUUGAACAGAUGAAACUGGAACGAAUGCAGUGGGAGAAACAGAAACAAGAGGAAAGGCAGAAAAGAGAAGAAGAGAAGAAACAAGAAGAAGAACAGAAAUCUGAACAAAGUCCAGUUAGUGAUCAGAGGAAGAGCUGUGGGAUGAAAAUGGAGGAAAAAAAUGUGAUGUCUUUGAAUUUGGUCUUGUUGGGAAAAAACAGGGCUGGAAAGAGUUCAUCAGGAAACACAAUCCUGGGACGACAAACGUUCACAUCAAAGAGAAGCUCCAGAUCUGUCACACAAGAUGUUGCUGUGGAAUCUGGAACUGUUGGUCAAAUUUUAGUCACUGUUUAUGACACACCAGGAUUAUUUAACACAGAGCUGAAUGAUGGUGAGAUUCUGCAGAUGAUGAAUGAAAAGGUUCUUCAGAGAUGUGAAUCUGGUCCCUGUGUGUUUCUGCUGGUCAUCAAAGCUGACAGAUUCACUGAAGAAGAGAAAGAAACUGUGGAGAAGAUUGAGAAGAUGCUGGGAGAAAAACAGCUGAAGAAAACCUGGAUUCUCUUCACUGGAGGAGAUGAACUGGAGCAAGAAAACAUGACUAUAAAAGAGUUCUGUGUUGAAAAUGAAUCACUGAAAAACCUUAUUCAGAAAUAUGAUCAGAGAUACCAUGUGUUCAACAACAAGAAAAAGAAACCUGGACAAGUUCAAAAGUUAUUUAUAAAAAUACAGAAGACAUACUUUGACAUACAAGAAGGAGACCUAGAAAUGCUGAAGCUGAAUCCGCUGAUGAGAAAAAUCCCAAAAGACAUUGCUCCUGCUGACAGUCUCUCAUCCAGACGUAUUGUUCUUCUUGGUAAAAGUGGAGCUGGGAAGAGUGCAGCUGGAAACACAAUCCUGGGACAGAAAGAGUUUGACCCUGUGAUGAGUAUGACUUUAGUAACCAGUGAAUGUUCAGAUGUUCAUGUCACUGUUUCAGGCAGAUCUGUGUCUGUAGUUGAUACUCCUGGAUUCUUUGACACAAAGAUGAAACCUGAAAUAUUAGUGACAGAGAUAGCGCGAAGUGUUUAUUUAUCCAGUCCUGGACCUCAUGCUUUUCUCAUUGUGUUUCCUGUGAAUAUGAGAUUCACUGACCAGGAAGUGCAGAUUCUUCAGAUGAUUGAGAUGUUGUUUGGUCAGGAGGUGUUAAAAUACUCCAUCAUUCUCUUCUCUCAUGGAGAUCUGCUAGAAGGAGAGACAGUAGAGAAUCUCAUUAAGGAGAACUGUAGAUUAAGAGAUUUAGUUCAGCAGUGUGGAGGCAGAUAUCACGUCUUCAACAAUAAAGAUCUGAAUAACCGAGAGCAGGUGAAUGAUCUACUGCAGAAGAUUGACACAAUGAUAGAGCAGAAUGGAGGAGGACACUACAGUAAUCAGAUGUUUGAAGAUGCUCAGAGACUCAGACGAGAGGAAGAAGAGGAGAGAAAACAACAAGAGGAGAUUGAAAAAGUGGAACAGGAGACAGAGAAGAGAGUCAGAGCAGAGUAUGCAGCAGAGAAAAAAGAGGGUGCAUUUAUGGAGUUUUUUUAUAAGCAUCAAAGUUAUUUUUAUUUUGCAGCUGCUGCAGUUGCCAUUGUUUUUGGUGGAGUUCUUUCUAAAUCUGUUUUUGCUGUUGUUGUUGUUAGAGCUGGUGGUGGAACAGUUCCUGGAGCUGUUGUUGAAACUGCUGUUGGGGCAGCUGUUGUUGCUGAAUUUGUUAGUGGAGCUGUUCUUGCUGGAGUUGUUGGUGGAGCUGCUGUUGGUGUUGCUGCUGGAACUCUUGUUGGUGGAGUUGUUGGAGCUACUGCUGGAGCUGUAGGUGGAGGUAUGGUUGGUAAUGCUGCUAUUGGAACUUUUUCUGGAAUUUUUAAUGGAGCUGUUGUUGGGGCUGUUUCUGGAACUGCUGGAGGAGCUGCUGUUGCUAGAAAUGUCGAUUCCCUUACGCAUAUCUAAUUAUAAUAUAUAAUUCAUUAUAUAUAAUUUAUUUUAUGCCGCAUGCAUACUGGGAGCCAUGCAUGUGUUUUGUAUGCUGGCAUGAAGCAUCUCACCAUUGUUGUGUUUCAUAUGCUGAAUGUUGAUGUCUGUGAGAGUAUAAAUGGCACAAAACAUGUUUUAAACAGAACAUUAUCAAUGACAGUGUUAUUUAUAUACUCACAGACAAAACCCUUCACUAUCUAAAGUCCUUUUUUUAGAAAGAAAUAGUAUCUGUGAGGAUUUCCAGUCAGGAUUUAGACCAUACCAUAGUACUGAGAC